CUGGCCCUCUGCUGGCAUGAUUUACCCAUCUACAGGGUGCGCUUUCGCCCUUGCACCAUGCAUUGGCGUAGGUCGAGGUCAUGGUGAACCGAUUGUGAGACCGCAUGCGUCGGGUUGGUGGCACUCUACCGAGUACGCUGGCAAGCGAAAUCGUCAGCGUCAACACCCCGCCGCUCAAGUGCAGGCUUUCCACGACGACAACAGCGACAAUGGCAGGAGGGCUAGCGAGACAUGGCGAGCCUUGUCCUAUCGCUGCAGGAUGACACUGUUAGAAAGAAGAUGGCGGCGGCGACGAUUGACACAGUCCGUGAAGGCCAACGGUCCAACGGAGGACGGGGGGCAAGCGGCUUUGGAACCAAGGUGCAGCAUCGCCGGUGUGCAACAAGGGCAACGACGGUGGUGGCAGGCCAAAGACGUUAUUAUCCCGCCAUUGACGACAGCAGUCCACUCUUCGUUCGCCAGCGGUGAAGAUGUAGUAGUACUCGACGACCCCUUCGAAGAACUGGAAGGAGAUCGGGCGAGACACACGUGUGUAGUCCACAAUACGCUUGCAGCAGGCCCAACGCCUUACAACGACGGCUGGGAGUGGCAGAAGCAGAACUUGGCGCGGCUAGCGGAGCGGCCGGACGAUCUUUCCUCCGCCGAUGCGGAGCUCGACCGCGUGCUUCUAACGCAGCACGACGCCGUGUUCACGCUCGGUACCGGCAGCACCUUGGACAACCUGAGGUUCGAGCCUGACGAAGCUCCAUUCGGCGAGGUGGUGCGCACCGAGCGGGGCGGGGAGGUGACCUACCACGGCCCGGGCCAGAUCGUGAUGUACCCCAUCGUGAACCUGAGGAGGUACCGAAAGGACAUCCACUGGUACCUCCGUGCCCUCGAGGAGACGGUCAUACGGACCCUCGCCAAGCUGGGUCUGAAAGGGGAGAGGAUCGAGGGCUUGACCGGGGUUUGGGUGGCGGGGCGUAAGGUUGCGGCAGUCGGGGUCCGGGUGAAGCGCUGGAUCACGAUGCAUGGCCUCUCGCUAAACGUACGCCCGAACCUUGAGCACUUCCGGCACAUCGUCCCCUGUGGCAUCGAUGACAGACCCGUUGGCUCACUCGAGUUUCUGUGUGCGGAGGGCGAGGACUUGAGUAUGGACCGUGUGGGCCAUCUGCUUCUGGAGUCGUUCGAGGAAGUCUUCGGGGUGUCCGCGUUACCCGCGCCACAGCCGCCACCACCGCCGCCACGACCAACAACACCAAUGAGUCCGGUUGAGGGGAAAUAACUGCUUCUUACAUUCGAACGUGAAAAACAUGCAGGAUGUGAUGAAGGCGAAUCUGUUCCCUCUUUCGCUGUGCGGACCCACCUACCCAUGGAGUUCGCUCUCUGAGUUUCUUGGAGAGGAGAGAAGAUGGUAGAGAGGAGAAAUUUUGGAGAAGAGGGCGACCGGGGUCGGUAGAUGGUAGUACAAGGUAGGCAAGAGCGCUACCGCGCGGAUCUCGGCAUCUGUUCAUUACGAGGGCACGACGACGGUCAACCGUGGUCUUUCGUUACACCCCAGUUUUCGGGAGUCGCUGGCAACACAUGUUGCCUUCAUCAGCCUGAUGCUUGUCGCGAACGAGCUUCAAACGUUGUCGUCAAGGUUAUGAGAAUCUCCCACAAUCCCACAACGAGGAGAGGAGACAUCCAGGACACACAAAAACCAGAAAAUGAUGAAGAGGGGGGCUCAGCGCUGGGUAUUUUGUUGGUGCAGCAACUAACCGUCCGCGUAUUGUAAGUAGAUACCGACUUGCGUUUCGCUUUUCCUUGCCCAGUUCAUACUUGAACAAACUUUUUUUCGAGAGGCCCGAG
Molecule: messenger RNA, 1830 nt
Organism: Ectocarpus sp. CCAP 1310/34
Lineage: Eukaryota; Phaeophyceae; Ectocarpales; Ectocarpaceae
Source: the annotation of a GenBank genome assembly